AUGUUGGCAAACCCUAGCAGUGGCAUACUGCGCUGCACUGCUAAACCCUUUAACUUCCACCCAAAUUCAAACCCAAAACCAAAAUCAAACAGGCCCAAAUGUUUCGUGUGCCCACGCAGAAGCAGCAGCAGGACCAAGUAUUGCAGUCUGUCCCUCCUCCUGCCCAGAAAGAAUCGCAAGGCCUUCGGCAUCAGAGCUUUGACGGACACUGCCGCCGUUGAUGUUGUUCAGCCCUACUCCGUCAAAAUCCCCGUUGGUGAUAGACACAUUUUGAUCGAGACAGGUCAUAUUGGGAGACAAGCCAGUGCUUCCGUUACAGUCACUGAUGGCGAAACUAUUGUAUACACAUCUGUUUGUUUGGCUGAUACUCCAAGUGAACCUUCAGACUUUUUCCCUCUUUCCGUUCAUUAUCAAGAGCGUUUUUCGGCAGCAGGUCGCACUAGUGGAGGCUUUUUCAAACGAGAAGGAAGGGCAAAAGAUCACGAGGUUCUCAUUUGCAGAUUGAUUGAUAGGCCUUUGCGUCCAACUAUGUUGAAUGGCUUCUACCAUGAAACUCAAGUACUUUCUUGGGUGCUGAGUUAUGACGGUUUGCACUCUCCUGAUUCUUUGGCAGUCACAGCAGCUGGAAUAGCUGUUGCUCUUUCCGAGGUUCCAAACACAAAAACUAUAGCAGGAGUUCGUAUUGGUCUUGUUGGGGACAAAUUUAUUGUGAAUCCAACAACUAAGGAGAUGGAAGAUUCUGAGUUGGACUUGCUGCUAGCUGGCACAGAUAGUGCAAUAUUGAUGAUAGAGGGCUAUUGUGAUUUUCUGCCUGAGGAAAAGUUGCUGCAAGCAAUAGAAGUUGGGCAGGAUGCUGUACGGGCAAUAUGCAAUCAGGUGGAGGCUUUGGUUAAGAAGUGUGGGAAGCCAAAAAUGUUUGAUGCGAUCAAAUUACCUCCCCCUGAGCUAUAUAAUCAUGUUGAGGAAAUAGCCGGUGAUGAGCUGGUAAGAGCUCUGCAGAUUACGCACAAGACUCCUAGAAGGAAAGCCCUGUUGUCAUUGGAAGGAGAAGUUUUAACAUUACUUACCGAAAAGGGAUAUGUUUGUAAGGAUACAGUUGUUGCAGGCAGUGAAACAGAACCAGAUAUAUUUGAAGAUGAAGAUGAGGAUGAGGAAGUGAUUGUGGAUGGUGAAGUAGAUGAAGGUGAUGUUCAUAUUAAGCCUACCUCGCGGAAAUCCACUCCUUUGUUUUUUUCUGAGGUAGACGUGAAGCUGGUAUUCAAAGAAGUAACAUCCAAAUAUUUGCGCAGGCGCAUUGUGGAGGGUGGAAGAAGAAGUGAUGGGAGGACACCAGAAGAGAUACGUCCAAUUAACUCAAGAUGUGGACUACUUCCAAGGGCACACGGAAGUGCUCUUUUUACCCGUGGCGAAACACAGUCAUUGGCUGUGGUUACACUUGGUGAUAAGCAGAUGGCUCAGAGAAUAGACAACCUCAUGGGUGUAGAUGAAUGGAAAAGGUUCUAUCUCCAGUACACAUUCCCCCCUUCAUGUGUUGGGGAAGUUGGACGGAAUGGAGCACCUAGCAGAAGAGAAAUUGGUCAUGGAAUGUUGGCUGAGAGAUCUCUUGAACCAAUAUUGCCUUGUGAUGAUGAUUUUCCUUACACUAUACGUGUUGAGAGCACGAUUACUGAAAGCAAUGGCUCUUCAAGUAUGGCAUCUGUGUGUGGGGGUUGCUUAGCACUACAGGAUGCUGGAGUUCCAAUCAAGUGCUCUAUAGUUGGAAUAGCAAUGGGUCUGGUUCUAGAUACUGAGGAAUUUGGGGGGGAUGGUUCUCCUCUUAUUCUCUCGGACAUAACUGGAUCUGAAGAUGCAUCAGGGGAUAUGGAUUUCAAGGUUGCUGGAAAUGAACAUGGUGUAACAGCAUUUCAGAUGGAUAUAAAGGUGAGCGGGAUUACAUUACCAGUUAUGAGAAAGGCACUCCUGCAGGCAAAAGAUGGCCGAAAGCAUAUUAUUAGUAAGUUCGAGCUCCAUGUGUCACAUGUCAAACCUGACAAAGUAAACUUAAUCAUUGGUUCUGGUGGGAAGAAGGUCAAAAGUAUUAUAGAAGAGACUGGAGUAGAUGCAAUUGACACACAAGAGGAUGGGAUAGUCAAAAUUACUGCCAGGGAUUUAUUGAGUUUGGAAAAGUCUAAAGCUAUUAUUACUAAUUUGACCAUGGUUCCAACUGUUGGUGAUAUCUACAGGAAUUGUGAAAUCAAAACAAUAGCUCCAUAUGGAGUAUUUGUGGAAAUAGCACCUGGGCGAGAGGGACUUUGCCAUAUUAGUGAGUUAAGUUCAGAUUGGCUGGCCAAGGCAGAAGAUGCUUUUAAGGUGGGAGAUUAUGUUGAUGUUAAACUGAUUGAGGUAAACGAAAAGGGGCAACUUCGCCUCAGCCGCCGAGCAUUACUUCCUGAUGCAGAUCAUGAGAAUUCUGAUUUAAGGCAGCCUACAGAUGACUCCAAAGAUGUACCUUCAUCAGACAAGAACAAAGUCAAAGGUACAAGCUCACCUAAAAAUAAUUCAUCAGAAAAUACUCUGCUGCCACAAAAGAAGUUCAUACGGAGAGCAGUCAACCCUGCCAGAGAUAGAGCAAAUAUCAAUAAUGAUGCAUCCAAGAGGAGCAGCAGUAGAGUAGUAGGCGAUUCCAGGAAGGAUGAAAAUACUUUAGUAAAUGGAGGUGCUAACAUUGGACAGUAAGGAUAGUUUUACUGAUGAGGGUUAUCUGUUGGUCCCAUUGUCAUGGUGAAAGAACGUGUGAUGUGAUGCUCACCAGACCUAUCUGAAACAAAGGUUUUCAGGAUUUUUACUUGUUAGAAGUGGUGUAUUAAAUGUGCCCGAGGUCCCCGAUUCUGCCAAAAUGUUACAUCACAUGCAUUCUUGUGAUCGACUGAAUGAAGUUACAGGUUACAAGUGCAUAUGUCAUCAAGAGAGGGAAGUCUUUGGGCGUGGAAAUUUUGCUGGACCAAUAGAUUCUUAACAUUUCCAUUUGCAGGAGAAUGUAUUGUUCCUUUUAUUUCUUUAGAACCUCUUCUCUUGCAAAUAUGUAAUAACUACCUGGUAGUUAAAUUUUUCUUGGCUCUUUGCUGUAGCACAAUAUUGUUUAUCCUCCCUUCAGUCCCUUGUAAAGUACGUUAUAUUGGUAAUUCGUAUUUUCUUGUG
Molecule: messenger RNA, 3177 nt
Organism: Fragaria vesca subsp. vesca
Lineage: Eukaryota; Viridiplantae; Streptophyta; Magnoliopsida; Rosales; Rosaceae
Product: probable polyribonucleotide nucleotidyltransferase 1, chloroplastic-like
Exons: 25
Coding region: 1-2715 (904 amino acids)
Biological process (GO): mitochondrial RNA 3'-end processing; mitochondrial mRNA catabolic process
Cellular component (GO): mitochondrion; cytosol; chloroplast stroma
Molecular function (GO): polyribonucleotide nucleotidyltransferase activity; 3'-5'-RNA exonuclease activity; RNA binding
Source: RefSeq, a predicted model, not a curated record